UUGGAGGAAGUGAAAUGAGCCUACUCUGAGCUAGCAUAGCGCUAAGCAUGUCUACAACCCGAAUGGUUCCUUCUUGCUAUAGUUAUUAUUUAUAAUAGAAUAUAUGUGAAAAUGUAUAUAGAUAUUAUGAGCUGUUCCGCAGGAUUCGCGUUAGUUCAGUGUUAGGUCAUUUGACAAAGUACCCGUCAGGGUUCUCGGAGUCAUAUGCUAGACUGUAAACGUCAACUUUCUAACGAAAGUUCAGCUGCUUCUGGGAGUUAGAGCUGUCCGAGAGAGUGUUCAGACCAUGAAGACAAAUAAGUCUUAUAAACUUGUGCUGCACAAGAAAGGUUUUGGUGGAAGUGAUGAUGAGCUGGUUGUCAACCCAAAAAUCUUCCCUCAAGUCAACCUGGGAGACAUAAUAGAGAUUGCGCACCCUACAGAUGAGUACAGUCCUCUCCUGCUGCAGGUAAAAAGCCUAAAGGAGGAUCUUCAGAAAGAGACAAUCAGUGUGGACCAGACUGUAGCACAGGCCUUUAAGCUCCGUGCCUAUCAGGAUGUUAUUGUAAAUAUUGUUGACCCAAAGGAGGUAACACUCGACCUGGUGGAGCUGACAUUUAAAGAUCAGUACAUUGGCAGAGGGGACAUGUGGAGGCUAAAGAAGAGUCUGGUGAGCACAUGUGCUUAUGUGACUCAGAAAGUGGAGUUUGCAGGAAUCAGAGCCCAGGCCAGUGAAUUAUGGGUGAAAGGAGAAAAAGUGACUUGUGGCUACAUUAGCGAGCAUACCAGAGUGGUGUUUAGAUCAACAUCUGCUAUGGUUUACAUCUUCAUCCAGAUGAGCUGUGAGAUGUGGGACUUUGACAUAUAUGGGGAUCUGUACUUUGAGAAGGCUGUCAGCGGUUUCCUGUCUGACCUGUUCACUAAAUGGAAGGACAAGAACUGCAGUCAUGAAGUGACCGUUGUGCUCUUUUCACGCACAUUUUACAAUACAAAAACAUUGGAGGAUUUUCCUGAGAAUCUGAGAGGAUCCAUCAGACAGAAUCAUGAGGGACGGUAUUAUGAAGACUUCUAUAGGGUCGUGGCUCAGAAUGAGAGACGAGAUGAGUGGACCUCGCUAUUGGUUACCAUCAAGAAACUCUUCAUUCAGUACCCUGUUCUGGUGCGACUUAAAGAAGCAGAUGGUUUUCCUGUGGGCUAUAAUUCCACUGCUGUGCAGGGAAACUACCUGGAGGCCAUUAAUCUUUCUUUUAAUGUGUUUGACAAGCACUACAUCAACCGUAACUUUGACCGCACCGGCCAGAUGUCAGUGGUCAUCACUCCUGGAGUAGGCGUGUUCGAAGUUGACCGUCUGCUUAUGAUUCUCACUAAACAGCGAAUGAUUGAUAACGGGAUCGGUGUGGACUUGGUGUGUAUGGGAGAGCAGCCGCUGCACGCUGUGCCGUUGUUUAAGCUGCACAACAAGACAACACCCAGAGACUCGCGUGCAGGAGACGACUACAACCUUCCACACUGGAUCAACCACAGCUUCUACACGUUCAAAAGCCAGAAUUCCUGUAGCUCGUUCACUCCUCGGAUCAAGCUGGCUGGUUGGAAGCCUCAUGCUGAGACACUAAAGAGCAGCAAAGACCACUCUCUUUGUUCACCAAAGGACUCAGACAACAGUCUACCUAUACAGGUAGACUACGAUGCCUAUGAUGCUCAGGUGUUCAGACUUCCAGGUCCAUCACGGAUUCAGAGGAGCACCAUCUUGAGGAUGGGUCGAGACAAAGAUUCAAGUGGGAGGAAGAGCUGGGGCUCUGUGGACAUCAGCACAGGUAUCGGUACUUCUCCCCCUGUUCGCUCAAUGGGGGCAGAGGAACAGCAAAGCCUUGCCUCAGAUGAUAGUCUGGGUCCUGUGUCCAACAUGCUGCUGAUACCCCGGGGUCCUCCAGCACAAUAUGAAGUCAGUAGCUCUCUUGGAUAUACCAGCACCAGAGACUUACUGGAGAAGAUGAUGGACUCUCAGCGGGACUCCAGUGCCCCAGGCAGGUUCACAGUGGGUAGUGCUGAGUCCACCUUGCAUAUCCGUCCUGGAGGUUAUGCUCCUCAGAGAGCUCUCAUAAACCCCUUCACACCAUCCAGGAUGCCUAUGAAGCUUACUUCCAACCGGCGGCGUUGGAUGCACACGUUCCCUGUUGGUCCUUCUGGAGAGGCAAUCCAGAUCCAUCACCAGACCAGACAGAACAUGGCUGAGCUACAGGGCAGCCAGCAGAAAGAUCCAACUCAUACCUCUGCUGAACUACUGGAGCUGGCUUAUCAUGAGGCCACUGGAAGGCGAACAACCUCCAGGCAGGUGGGCGAAAAUGGCCUUUACACAUGUGGAGGAACAGACGAGUUCACUGGAAGUCCAGGGAGCAACAACAGCAGUGGACCUCUAAGCAACCGAAGCUCCUCAUUUCAAGACUUUUCCAGCAGUGGUGCUGAUCCAACCCUGCUGCUGUCUGCACCCCCGACAGUGCCCAGCUUCUGCUGCACGGUGGGGGUGGACUGGAAGUCCUUGACCACACCCGCCUGUCUGCCCCUCACCACCGACUACUUCCCUGACCGUCAAACGCUGCAGAAUGACUACACUGAAGGCUGCUACGACCUGUUGCCACACAGUGAAUUAGAAAGACGAGAAGAUGAAGCUCCCGUGAUGACGGCAUCGCAGGUGUUUGAAGAGUUUAUCUGUCAGAGGUUAAUGCAGGGAUAUCAGAUUAUCGUCCAAACAAACAACAGAAAACCACCACCUGCAGUGGCCACACCCCUUGGAAGUAGUCCUCUGUACACCAGAGGCUUGGUUUCCUUGCGCCGAGCAGAGGAGGAGGAAACAGUUUACUGGCUCAGCAUGGGCCGCACCUUCCAUAAAGUCUGCCUCAGAGACAAGAUCAUCACUGUGACUCGCUACCUACCAAAGUAUCCAUGUGAAUCAGCUCAGAUCCAGUACAGCUACAGCCUGUGUCCUCCACACUCAGAUGCUCAGUUUAUUUCCUGCUGGGUGGAGUUUGGACAUGAGCGGCUGGAGGAAUACAAGUGGAACUACCUGGACCAGUAUAUCUGCUCUGCUGGCUCUGAGGACUUCAGCCUGAUUGACUCACUGAAGUUCUGGAGGACCCGCUUCCUCCUGCUGCCAACUGGAGGGGCCCGGCGGGUGGCGGAUGGGGAGGGGCACUGGGACGUGUAUGGGGAGGGAGCAGGUGCUGCGAUGGGUGGCUGUGGGGACUGGGUCUUGUUGGACGGCUUCAUUCGCUUUCUGGAGGGCCUCAACCGCAUAAGACGACGGCAUCGCUCUGACAGGAUUAUCAGGCAAAAGGGCACACCAAUAAAAGGACUACAGGUGACCAGUCCUAUUCUGCCUUACCCAACUGAGCCUGUAGCACCGCCACAAGGAAAGAGGGGCACAUCAGCUCUGACAGCUUUGCUGGAGAUGGAGCAGAACCAGAAGACACUGGAGGAGCAGCAGCAGUCCAAACCUUCCACUGCUGUGAGUGAUUUGUCAGGUGUUGCCACAGCUCCCACAUAUGUAGACAGCCCCCGUAAGGACGCUGCCUUUAUUUUGGAUUUUAUACGUAGCCCUCGCUCCUCCUACAUCUAUCAUUCUCAGCUGCCUGCGGAGACCACUGAGUCCUUAGAGAAAGGAGUACAGCCAGGAGCGACAGCUGGAGCACCGAUACCUGCUGGGGAAACUGCAAACAGCAGCACAGACACCAGUGGGCACUCUGCAGCAGGGGCUCUUUGUCUGUCCUCCUCAUCAACACUAAUGGAGAUCCUCGAGGCCAUCAAACAUCCCACGACCGGUGUGCAGCUGCUCCCAGAACAGAAAGGCCUCCCACUCAACUGCUUCAUAAGCGCUGAAGUUGUUCAUUGGCUGGUCAACAAUGUGGAGGGUGUGGCCACACAAGGGAUGGCUGUGGAUAUCAUGCAGAAAAUGCUGGAUGAAGGUGUGGUGGCUCAUGCUUCAGGAGAUGCCAUGCGCACAUUCGUCUACGGCUUCUACUUCUAUAGGAUAGUAGGAGAAAAAGAUGGCCUGACCUCCCAGGUUCAGACUCCUGCUGGGGGCUGGUCGACUGCAGCAGUGGAGGAUUUUGCUCUUUUUCACAGAAAGUGGUUUGAGGUGGCCUUUGUGUUAGAGGAGCGACUGCCCUGUGACCUCCCAGCGUUUCUCUUGCCCUGGCUCCCCAGUCGGGCCGCCUCCUAUGCAAGUAGGCACAGCUCCUUCAGCCGCAGCUUUGGGGGACGCAGCCAGGCCGCCGCACUUCUAGCUGCCACAGUUCCAGAGCAGAAGACGGUCACACUGGACGUGGACGUCAACAACCGCAGUGACCGAACCGAAUGGUGCAGCUGCUAUUACCAUGGCAACUUCUCUCUUAAUGCUGCCUUUGAAAUCAAGCUCCACUGGAUGGCUGUCACAGCUGCAGUGCUUUUUGAGAUGGUUCAAGGUUGGCACAGGAAAGCAACCUCCUGUGGUUUUCUGCUGGUUCCGGUUCUGGAGUUUCCUUUUGCACUAACGUCUUAUCUCUAUGGAGACCCACUGAGAGCCCAGCUCUUCAUCCCUCUUCACAUCCAGUGUCUGCUGAAGAACACCAGCGACAACCUGUUUGAAGGUUUUGAGCCAGAGACAUACUGGGACAGGAUGCAGCUCUUUCAAGAAGCCAUCCUCUACAGGUUUGGCUUUGUACACGACAAGUUUUCAUCUUCAGCUUUUAAUUUCCCUGCCGAGAACAAGUCUCAGUACGUCCAUGUUACAGGCACUGUGUUCCUGCAGCUGCCGUAUUCUAGGAGGAAGUAUUCCGGAGGCCAGACGCGACGCCGCAGAAAUUCCACCACCUCCAACAGCCAGGGGCCGUUUGGAAGCGAGGAGAAGGUGGGCUAUUACUGGGCCUACAACACCAUGCUAACCAAAGCCUGGAGGACAGGACUGUUGGGCGACGAACGGCUGGCUGACCGCCUGCUCAGAGACUUAACUGACUUCUGCUCUAACAAAGACAACAGACUACAGAACUUCUGGGACAGCUGCCAGGAGAAAAUGAACGCCAGCGCCCCCUGACUGAAUACCUUAUUUUUAUUAAUCGUUCUACAUUUUCAUGCUUUUUUCACACAGUUUGGACUUUGAGAUUGAACGUUGCUGAGAUAAAUAUUUAAAUUGACUUGCUGGUGAUGACGGAAUGGAUGAGGCUGCCUGCAUCAACAUCAGUGUUACUGUUUGUUGAAAUGGAGCUGUACUGUAAACCUGCAGUCAGCUGGGAGGAGAAACGGGAUUUAAGCCAAACUGUUUCUGUGUUUGCUCAUUUAAAUUAAAUCAUUUCUAACAA
Messenger RNA from Girardinichthys multiradiatus, 5309 nucleotides. RefSeq names its product DEP domain containing 5, GATOR1 subcomplex subunit (gene depdc5). Gene Ontology annotation, molecular function: GTPase activator activity. Gene Ontology annotation, biological process: cellular response to amino acid starvation; negative regulation of TORC1 signaling; intracellular signal transduction. Lineage: Eukaryota; Metazoa; Chordata; Actinopteri; Cyprinodontiformes; Goodeidae. The record is from RefSeq and is a predicted model, not a curated record. The transcript is spliced from 43 exons. Gene Ontology annotation, cellular component: GATOR1 complex; lysosomal membrane. Bases 287 to 5044 code for a protein of 1585 amino acids.